Molecule: messenger RNA, 1712 nt
Organism: Ixodes scapularis (black-legged tick)
Lineage: Eukaryota; Metazoa; Arthropoda; Arachnida; Ixodida; Ixodidae
Exons: 3
Coding region: 1126-1656 (176 amino acids)
Source: RefSeq, a predicted model, not a curated record
GAUGCUUGUUUUUAGGUGCAGCAAGUUCGCUUCGGCGCCGUGCUGUGCAGCUUCUGUUUGUACCUUGAAAUGUUGUACCAAUGGCCCGAUUUUGGUGCUUUGUGAGAUUGAGAUCUCGUCAGGCUUGUACUGAGGGAGCUGACUUUUCUUUAACAGACACGUCGCCUGCUAACGUAAGUAAAUAGGGAGGGUUUGUCUGCCCUAGAGUGUCAUUUGCUGCGGGAAACAAGACGCCAUUGCGUCGUCUGCUACCAGAACCGAAGAAAGGUGGAUCAUCUGUUACACACUGUAUGCUGCAAGUGAAACGAUAGAAAACAAAGUUGUAUUGGGAACUUCUGCUAUUUAACAAGGGGCACAAUUGAUGACCUGUGCUUUACUUGGAAGUGCCAAUUCAUUCUAAAGCGUCAUAUGCCUAGGUGAGUGGUAUCAUGUGACCACAGAGCAGCCGCUUGCAGCCAAUUUUGUUUUCUAUACCAGGGCAAGUGUUCUUAACGGGAUUCUCUCCUAUUCUUAGACGGUUGAUAGUUUAAAAAAAAGGCCGUCCUGAAAGCCCAGAAAAUGGCCGUUCAAACAAGGGUACAGGCACCAAGCUAGGCCUAAUAGGCACGGACCUAUAUAUCAGAUUUUUAAACUGGUGCUUAUCGCAGCCAAGCGCAGCGCGUCUCGCGUGCGUCGCCGACGAAUCAGUAUUUUUAUUUCCUUUGAUUGUCAAAAAACAUCAUAAAACUUUGUGGGAGCAUUCAUUUUGACCAUACAAGCCAAAACUGUGAAGUUCUGAAAAUUGGGGCCCUGUCUCCUUUUUAGAAAGUUUAUUUGAUUAACACAUUUUUUUAAAUUAAAUUUAUGAAUAUUGCAUACAAAUUAUAACGUCUCUUAAAUUUUUACAAAAAUUUGAAACACUCACUGUGUCUGGCAACUGUUCCUAAGCUACCCAAACCAUCCGAAACACCUGAAGGUUCAAGCAUUCUUCUGAAACUUCCCGAAACCCAAGUUUCUGAAAAAGUUUCUUCGCAUCAUCGGUGCAUAAUGUUGAUCAGCAAAAUGGAUAAUGCUUUCUUAUGCCUUGGUUACCUUGCAGCCUUCGACGCUCAGCUGCUUAGGCCGUGAUAGACCUGCACAUCCAGAAUGGGCACCUACAGCAGCAGAACAGGGAACUGCAAGUCUGUUGGGCAGGUGCUCGGGCACGUGGUGUCUUUCAAGCACCAGGGAGAGCAGGCGAGGCCCGGGGAACAGGCGACGCCCCAGGAACUGGCGAGGCCUGAACCACCCGAGCUGUUCCUGAUGCCUCUCCGCAACAUGGGACAGCUUAGUGCUGCAGAAGCGCAGCUGAAGAACUUCACCAACAGGACACUGCCGGAGGAGCAGCUCGUGUCUCUAGGAGACAGCAAGAACCUGCAGAAGGUGGUGCGAGAGGUGGUGGGACGCCUGUUCUCAAAGCAAGUCCAGGAGCAGUUCUCCGGCCCUUCUGGGCUACCAAGGAAAGUCAAGGUUCAAGGACGCCAUGAUGUGUGCCAUACAAAGUUGCACUCGUGCAGCGUGGACGCGGUGCCGAAGUGGCUGACGGGCAGGGAGGCGGGCAAGGGCAAUAGAGUUAAAAAGACGGACACUCCACUGGUGGUUCCAACCGCCUUUGACGAUGAGGGACACUCUGGCUGAGGAGCUAGCUGCUAUGGAUGCACGAGUCACAAUAAAGAACGUCACGGUAAAAAAAA